CAGCAAUACAGUAAGCCUCCACAGCCUAGAGCAUAUCAUCUUCGGUGCUUUGGUGUAUUGCCCAACCUACCUCCAACCCUAGCUAUGCUAACAGCGAUUGCUAGAUUCGGUCUGCUACCUGCGGCAAUCCAUUUGCUUCUUUCUACUUCAUGUUACGCACAAGCCUUGAACGACUCCUCUCCGGAGUACUGCUACAGCCAUGCCGUCAACUCGACUGGUAUGGUUCGUCUAGGCCCGGGCCCAGCACUUGACGAUCCAUGGUACCUCAGUCUUACCAUAACUGAUAGACGCGACCCUAUGCACAUUUACGGGAGCAGCGCUACCUGGCAACAGCUAGAAGGCUAUCUCAGUGUUCCCAGUUCGCUAGAAGGGGGUCAGGAAAGUAAUCAGACAGACUACUGUAUGUACAUGCUUCCACCACAUGAUGCUGCAUCACAAGAGGAAGCUGGAAGCUGCAGUGGCGUGCUGAGCGACGAGUGCAUAUUCGCGAUGCAACACAACACGCCAUCCAUGUGGAAUGGCGAGUGUCGUCAGCCGAGCAAUCUCGAAGAAGUCUGCGGAUCAAGUGCCCCUUUUGCGACCAGCAUGCCUUGGAACUUUACCAGAACAGGGUGUGCUUUGACCGGGCUCCCGCACAUUGAUGUACCGGACGAUUAUCGAUCGUACGGCCCUUUGCCCAUGUCUGUGCUGCGCGGCGGAGACGAUCGGGAGAACUUCGAUCUUUACGACAAGAAUGUUCGCGAAGCAGUGCCCAUGGCGUUUACGAUCAGAGAUUCAGGUGGCGACAUCGAACACAGGGUCCUUUGCUUAGCUCCAGACAACGUCGUCGAAGGCAGCCGUGUGCCGCAAUCCGCUGCGGUACACUCAGUUACAAAAACUUCACCCGAAGUAGUCCUCGCUGUUAUGGCUCUUAUGUUCGUCUCUUCUGCCGCUUGGUAAACAUCAGCUUCUAUACCCGAUUCAAUAGAUCAUGCAAGUAAACAGACCUCUUACCAUAAGCAGCCAGGCUUGCACCUCAGCUCAGUAUCUCUACCUGACUGCUCCUCGCAUCGAACCGGACUUUCUAUCUGCCUCUCUCUUCGCUUUCAUGUUACCCCAAAAUCC
Molecule: messenger RNA, 1104 nt
Organism: Alternaria alternata
Lineage: Eukaryota; Fungi; Ascomycota; Dothideomycetes; Pleosporales; Pleosporaceae
Exons: 2
Coding region: 85-939 (284 amino acids)
Source: RefSeq, a predicted model, not a curated record